AUGAAGAGCUGCGCCGCCAAGGGGAAGCUGCAGGGGCGGCAGACAAGUGCUGCAGACAGAGCAGCAGCAGCAGCAGCCGCCAAGGGGAAGCUGCAGGGGCGGCAGACAAGUGCUGCAGACAGAGCAGCAGCAGCAGCAGCAGCAUCAGCAGCAGCAGCAACGCCAGACAACUUGAGCCAGUCGAGCAGCAGCAGCGCCUCUGCAGCACACGAUGGAGGCUGGAGAAAACGCGAGACGCAGCAGCAGCAACGGCAGCAGCAGCAGCAAGAAAGACGAACGCAAGCACAGCAACUUGGCGGCCGCUGCAGCAGCAGCAGCAACACCCUUCAGCACCCGGCGGAGGCAGAUGACCUGGCAAAGAGCUGCAGCAGCUGUUGCACCUGGAGUUAG
Molecule: messenger RNA, 390 nt
Organism: Eimeria mitis
Lineage: Eukaryota; Apicomplexa; Conoidasida; Eucoccidiorida; Eimeriidae
Exons: 3
Coding region: 1-390 (129 amino acids)
Source: RefSeq, a predicted model, not a curated record